UCUGUCCCGGGAAGCCGUGGUGCUGAAUCCGCAGCGACAGGCGAACAGGCUGCAACAUCACAACCAGCCGCACUUUCCUUCCCUCCCGCACACUGAAGCCACCAUCCGGUGAUCCAGCCGAGCCUCUGGCGCUGUGUGUGCCUGGAUUAUUAAAGCCCUUGUGCUCGGGAGAAAGCCCCGCGGAGAGACGCACGGUUUGGAGAGGGGAAGAGGAUGUGCGCGGAUUGACUCGAGCUUCUGCUGCAAGUCUGCUUCUGCACAGUAACACCUGAAACAGCCUGUGAGCGCGUAUUAACGCUGUGCACAGGAUAAACCAGGCGUGUGGCGCGUUAGGAAAGAGAGAUGCAGCAAAGAGCAAAGACUGCACACACAAGUGCUGGAAAAACUGGGCGCUUUUAGCUCUUCAGGACAUGGAGCGCUUGAGAUGCCAGGCUGCAUGAAGUGACUGCUUGGAUAGACAUUUCCAGCCUGGAGAUUGUUUUACGCAGCAUGCCCACAUCACACAAUGCACACAAACAUCACAUUUAUAUGUAUUUUUCUUAGAAGUGAGGGUGUCCUUUUCUAAUUUUCAUCAUUUGUGCAAAGACAGGUGAGUCGGAUUUCUUAAUACUACACGGUUUCUGAAUGAAUAUCUGAUAAAGUGACAAGUCUCGCUUGGAUUUAAGGGAAAAAAAGCAAGAUUUCAGUUGUGAUGAUGAAGCCAAGUUAAAAAAUAGGUCUGCUGGAAGAGGUUUUAGAUAAAGACAGCACAAAGUUUAAGGGAUUUAAGGACUAUCAGGAGCUCUGUGGUUCGUUUUUGACUGAGAGCAGCGUUAAACUUUGCGUGUCUCCAGUUUGGCAGAGUGUCCAGCGUGACCAGGCUCGUCUCUUUUCUUCUCGCGGUGAAGGACGGAUGCAGUGCGGCCGCGGCAUGCUGAAGGGCCGCUGCUGCUGUGUGCUCUUCCGGGACCUGCAGGUGCUGCUGCUCAGGGACAUGAGCGGACACCGAGACACCGAGGCUCCCGGCACUCAGAGCCGGUCCACAGAGGACUCAGUGCUGGACACGGCGGUGGCAGAGCUCUCCAAAGAUAAACGGGAUGAGCGCUUCUCAUUUAUCAGCUACGCCGAGGGCACUCCGGUGUGCAGGAUCUGUUUCCAAGGGCCUGAGCAGGGGGAGUUGCUGAGUCCAUGUCGCUGUAGCGGUUCUGUCCGCAGCACUCACCAGCCCUGUCUAAUUAAGUGGAUCAGUGAGAGAGGCUCCUGGACAUGUGAGCUUUGCUACUAUAAGUACCAGGUCAUCGCCAUAAGCACAAAGAAUCCUUUACAGUGGCAGGCCAUCUCGCUGACAGUAAUAGAGAAGGUUCAGAUUGCAGCAGCCAUCUUGGGCUCGCUGUUUCUAAUAGCCAGUAUAUCAUGGCUGGUGUGGUCAUCGCUCAGUCCUUCAGCCAAGUGGCAGCGCCAGGACCUGCUCUUUCAGAUCUGCUAUGGCAUGUACGGCUUCAUGGAUGUGGUGUGUAUCGCUCUUAUUGUCCAUGAAGGCCCUUCCGUCUUCCGCAUAUUCAAUCGCUGGCAGGCGGUAAACCAGAAGUGGAAAGUUCUGAACUAUGAUAAAAAGAGGGAUAGCGAGGAGCUAAAGGCCAGCGAAGGCGAGUGGACUCUCUCUCUGCUCCACCAGCAGGAGCAGGCGGAAGCCGCUAUAUCACCGUCAACCUCCUCUUUAAUGGCUGCUGCGACAGCUCCUGAUACGCCAAACACCACAGCAGCUGGUGUCACUACAGAGGACUCUACACACACCCACAGUAAUGACACUACAGGGACUGACCAUCACUGUCCUUAUAGCUUUUUUCAUCUCCUCAGUCACCUUAGGCCACAUGAGCUACGCAACCAGUCAGGAAACACCAGCAACACCAGCAGCCAUCAGCCCAGAGAACUGGUCAUGAGAGUAACCACUGUGUAAGCAAAAUGACAUGAACUGCCUUAUCAAUGUGGACUUGGAAUGUCAAAAAGCACAAAGGGUGAACGUUUUAAUGGUCUUGUUUGAAUGGAAGAAAAGCACAAUUUCUGUUUGGCGCGCAGGAUGAAAUCUGGAUUGUGUAUAACAAUUGGUAACUAUAAUGACACAAUUUGCUGCAGUAUUGCAGAUAGAAGAAAAAAAAGAAUUUAUCUGUACCUUUAUAAUACAGCUAUGUCUCUCAGUCAACAUGUCACACAUUUACCUUCAUGUUUAAUUCAUUUAACUGUAAAUGUGACCGCAUCCGUCCACCCACACUGUCUCAGUCAGAAAGUCCAGGCAGGGAAGCAGCUAAUGAAACGCUGACACAGCAGGUCUCAUGUCUCUUCUGUCAACAUUCUGUAUUAAACAACUGUACAGUCUGAACGUUUACAGUCAGAAAUGGUUUAUCUCACAGGUGAACUGUUCUCAAGUGUUUUUCCGAAGUCACUGUAAAACUGAAAUUUCAAAAUAACCGAAGAGAUAGGACUCUUACAAUAACUGUGCGUUUUUUUCCCUGAGGAAGGCAUUACUUUCUCAAUCAUAUGGGAUGCCAUGAAGUGCUUAUGUCAGAUGUUUCCUAUUUCCACAUGGUGUUUCGAGAUUACUUUUGCCUUGUUGCCAUUUCAGUACUGAAAAGGAAAUAAACUUUAAAUAUGCCAUUGUGAA
This is a messenger RNA of Pangasianodon hypophthalmus (striped catfish), 2638 nucleotides long. It is a transcript of the gene marchf4b, whose product is annotated as membrane associated ring-CH-type finger 4b. The record is from RefSeq and is a predicted model, not a curated record. Gene Ontology annotation, molecular function: ubiquitin-protein transferase activity; zinc ion binding. Gene Ontology annotation, biological process: protein ubiquitination. NCBI's taxonomy places the organism in Eukaryota, Metazoa, Chordata, Actinopteri, Siluriformes, Pangasiidae. Bases 893 to 1936 code for a protein of 347 amino acids. The transcript has 4 exons.